AUGAUGGGGGCGUCCAGUGUCAUCUGGGUUCCCUUGUCGAAUGUCUUUGGGCGCCGGAUCGUUCUCGUCGUUGCUCCGCUUAUCAUGACGCUCUGUAGCAUGUGGUGCGCUCUUGCAACGAGAUUCAAUAGUAUCCUAGCUGCGAGAGAAUUGCAAGGUUUUGGCGCAGCCCCGGCAGACACUGUUGCUCCCCGGGUUGUGGGUGAGAUAUUCUUCGUGCACCAGCAUGGAUGUGCCAUGGCUGUCUAUACGUUGUUCCUUUUGGGCGGAAUAUCCUUGGGAGGGUUUGUUGGGGGCUAUAUUGCCUCCAAUCUGGGGUACAAGUACAACUUCUGGGUUUCAACAGCACUGUCCGGCGCUGUCUUCGCGAUCAAUUUGCUGCUCAUACCAGAGACGCUCUUUGAUCAGGGGAAAUACAUGGAUACCAACCGUCGUCGGAAUCACGAAGGCAUUGACGCAGAUGAAGCCAGUUCCACCAAGCCUGAGACCGUCUCGCCGUCCAGGUUGACCUCUAGCCAGCCGCUGACAUUUGGCCAGUCCUUAAAGACAGGAGUCUACCGCGGCAGUCUAUUAAAACAACUGAUUGCGCCAUGGCUCACCCUUCGGUUCCCCGGGACGUGGAUGGUGAUGCUUCAUUAUGGUGGGCUACUCGGCGGCUUCGUCAGCAUGGCUACAGUCGCUCCAGAGCUGCUCGCAAAGCCACCGUACCUCUGGGGGGCCAAUGUCGACCUCUUCAGCCUGUCUGGCAUCGUUGGGCUGGGCAUUGGGGCUGUUGCCACCUACCUAGUGGCCGAUCUGUUGAUUCUAACCAAAGCUAAGCAUGACAGGCGUGGAUUAUAUGAACCCGAAGAUCGUCUGCUCACGCUCGUUCCCGCGCUUUUCCUGGCCACCUUUGGCAUCCUCGUGUUUGGUCUUUGUGCAGAGAAUCCUGGCCCGCUCACCUGGGGUGGUGGACUGGUCAUUGGAUGCGGUAUGCUGGCCUUUGGGCUGAUCCAGAUUCCAUCGGUUGGUUUCAACUAUCUAGUAGAGUCGUACACGGCUGUAAGUGCCCAUUGCUUCGUCAUGGUAACCCUUCUUCGAGCGAUUAUUUCCUUUGCCUGGACGUUCUUCGUAGGAGACUGGGUGGCCAGUGCGGGUGCAGUGCUUCCUUUUGGCAUUGUCACAAUGCUCAUGGGCGUCUUUUCCCUGCUUUUCAUUCCUGCCUGGCUGUUUGGGAAGAGGUUUAGGAUCGCCACAGCGCAAUAUCUUCCGGAGCCUGGGCAUCACUGA
Molecule: messenger RNA, 1269 nt
Organism: Monascus purpureus
Lineage: Eukaryota; Fungi; Ascomycota; Eurotiomycetes; Eurotiales; Aspergillaceae
Source: the annotation of a GenBank genome assembly